This is a messenger RNA of Neocloeon triangulifer, 942 nucleotides long. It is a transcript of the gene MED7, whose product is annotated as mediator of RNA polymerase II transcription subunit 7. The coding region runs from base 211 to 876 and encodes 221 amino acids. The transcript is spliced from 4 exons. Gene Ontology annotation, molecular function: transcription coregulator activity. Gene Ontology annotation, biological process: regulation of transcription by RNA polymerase II. Gene Ontology annotation, cellular component: mediator complex; core mediator complex. Lineage: Eukaryota; Metazoa; Arthropoda; Insecta; Ephemeroptera; Baetidae. The record is from RefSeq and is a predicted model, not a curated record.
GUUACGCCCCUUUCACUGCGCAUCCUGAAUCUGAAAAAUGUAAUAUCAACCAAAAUCAAAACAGAGUCUAAUGCCUGCAUAUUAAAUAAUCAAUUCCUUGGUGAAUUUUAUUUACUUUCUGUACUUCGUGAGGGGAGAGGCGUUUAAAUUUACUUAGCGUAAUAGCCAGUGUUUUCAGCCGCGCAACUUAAUAAGCAAAGCAAAAAAAAUAUGGCAAACGCUGAAGCCAGCAACGUGAGCUCCGCUUUCCCUCUGCCACCAGCUAAUUACUACAGCCACUACACCGAUGAAAACAUUCGUAGAGGAAGGGUUAUGCGGCCUCCAAACCCUGUCAUGGAAUCAUACACCAUGUUCGGCACACCGUACCAAACAGACGACUCCAUAAUUCGACCUUUGGAAAGCCAGGGAAUUCGACGCUUGUACCCGCAAAACUGUGACAGACGUAGAGAGUUGAGGAAACUCAACCAUUCCUUGCUUGUAAAUUUCUUGGACCUGCUGGACCUUUUAGUUCAAUGUCCUGAGUCGUCGCGACGAGCAGAGAAAGUGGAUGAUCUGAGUUUGCUCUUUAUCCACAUCCACCACUUGCUGAAUGAGUUCAGACCUCACCAAGCAAGGGAAACAUUGCGAGUAAUGAUGGAGUUGCAGAAAAGACAGAGGCUGGAGACAGCAGCAAGGUUUCAAAAGCACUUGGAAAAAGUGAUGGAAAUUCUGGACCAGGCCUUGCAAAUGCUGCCAGAUAAUGAAGAGCUCGACUCAAAACUUUUGAUACCCAUGGAAGACAUUGAAAAUAUGGACGUUUCUUCAUCGGACGAUUCAAAGAAUGAAGCUUGCAGCACAUUAGAUCGCAUGAUGUGCGAAAUUGUAGAUGCGCUGUAGUUUUCUUAUUUUCCAUUGUAUACUUUGUACAUAUUAUGAGAUAAACAAAUUUUUCUGGAAAUUAGA